AUGGAACCAACACCUAUUGAACAAUUAGAACCUAAUAUUAAUUUAAAUGGGGGAAAAACAAAAAAGAAAAAAAGAGAUAUUGCAAAUGAGGAUGUUGAGGAAAUGGCACAAGCAUUGUACAUUUAUUGGAAAUCAAGAGAUAUUGUUAAAGCUGGAGAAUGUGAUUAUGAUGAAGCAAAUGAACGAGCUGAGAUUAUGUGGAAAAAUGAAGAGAAUGAAAAGAUAUUAGAUGAUUUUAGAAAAGCAGCUGCAGUUCAAAUUGUUAUGCUUGGAGGUGAAUAUAUUGGAAAUAAACGAAAAAGACAAGUAAGAAGUGAAUUUGGUAAGAAUCGAGCUGAAUGUAAUCCAUUUUUAUUAUUCUGUAGAGACCAUAGAGAAAAUGUUCGUGAAAAAGGAAGUAGAGGAAAAGGAAUGACAACGCUGUCAUCAAUGUGGAAGGAUUUACCUGAAACAGAAAAAAUUCGAUAUGUUGAACUUGCUAAAACAAAUAAAACAAAAGAAAUUCAUGUUGAUAAUGUUAAGCCUGUUGUUGAUGAUAUGCCAACUCUUACUCCAAUACCACAACAAUCACAAGAAGGAAUAGGGCCAAUGCCAAGUGUUACACUUGAUGUUAUGGAAAUGAAAAAUAUGAAUGAAUUUUUACCUCCUACUCUUUAA
Entamoeba histolytica HM-1:IMSS is the source of this 657-nucleotide messenger RNA. RefSeq lists its product as uncharacterized. The transcript has a single exon. NCBI's taxonomy places the organism in Eukaryota, Evosea, Mastigamoebida, Endamoebidae. Bases 1 to 657 code for a protein of 218 amino acids. The record is from RefSeq and is a predicted model, not a curated record.